GCCAACACACAUCCGGAAGUUUAUUUUGGAAUUUUCCCAACCGGAAACUCCUGUUUUACUUGUUAAACAUCGGACAAAUUUUACAAUAAAUAUUUUUCUUUUUUUUUUUUAAACCACAAACCAUAAUUUAUAUCUGAAGAGGUUUUGACAGAAUAUGAACCACGACAACCAUACAUGAUAUUAGUGUACAGCCUGCCGGAAAACAGGAAGUAGAAGAAUACACAUUUACUCUGAAAUUCCCGAACCGGAAACUCAGGUGUUUCUCUAGGACAAACAUUGAGGAAAAGUUUCCUUUUCUCCCGUUUUUAAUCUAAGGAUUUGUGUUUGUAAACCCGAAAUAAUCAAAAGUGUGUGCAUUUUGACUUGUUAGAAAAGAAAACGUAAAGUUAUUGGAGCCAUUUUAAGUGCGUGACAGGUAAUGUCGGUAGGAUUUACCUGUCUACCUCAGAGUGAAAGUACGGGACCGACCCACCUUGUCGUUCUUUCGAAAUGAAGUUUUGUACUUUUUUACUCUACUCCAUUAAUUUCUUCAAUCUGGUGACUACUGCACCCCUACAGUACGCACUUGAGGGAACAAACAUCACUUUAAAGACGGGCAUCAACGCACAAGACCCUCCUGAUGAAAUGCUGUGGAAACACAAUGGCAACAAAGUGGUUGAGUUCAACGGGCAGCAGCAGCUCGAGUUCAGCCCGUUUAAAAACAGGCUCACUCUGAACUGGCACACCGCAGACCUGGAAAUAAAAAAUCUCCAGGACAAAGACAGCGGAGAUUAUCUUUUGGAAGCAUUUAGUAAAACAAUUUUGAAAAAGUACCCUUUUACACUGCAGGUUAUUGAGCCGUUACCAAAGCCUUCCAUAUCCUGUGUGACCAACGGAGAAGGAAACGCAACGCUGACGUGCUCUGCAGAGGUCAAGAGGCCAGAGUCCAGGUCUAACCUGGAGUUCAGCUGGGUUCCACCUGGGAAAGAACAGUCAAGUCAAAAGUUAGAAAUAAAGCUUGGAGGCCAAAUGAACAGUGAGGUGUACGAAUGUACAGUAAGAAACCAAAAAUCGGAGGAAUCUGCCUCCUUCACUGCAAAGGACUGCUAUCCUGCUAAGGAUAGUCCGGCUGGACUGAUCGUUGGCAUUUGUGUUAUACUCCUAGUUCUUGUACUUAUAGGAUUGUUCUUCCUGUACAGAAAAGGUUCUAUUUGUAAAAAAGAUGCUAAUACUGGUCAUUACGAUGAGGAGAAACAGGCAGCGUCUGGUGGUGCCAUUGUCAAAGAAGGUAACGGAGGGAAGAAAGAAGAACACAAGCACCUUCUGGGACGAGAAGAAACUAUGCCCUCCAAUCAACCACUGCCCCAAUGGAAAAUACAGGAUGAGUCCAAGAAAGACACUAAAGAAGAUUUGGAAGAAACCCAGAACACCAAAGCAAAUCCUCCUGUCGCUGCAAAGCCAAGUCGAGCCUCAUUCACCCACAGAGGAGACAAGAUCCCUCCUGAUAACUUUAUAAGAGAGUUAAAUCAGAGCGUUCGACAACGCAAUUCGGAGAAACAGCAGCAGGAGAAUCCUUCAACUCCUUCACAACCACCUUUGAAGCCCAGUCGCUCUAUGGUUCAAACUCCAAAGAUCCAAUCACACUCAGAGGAAGGUGAAGUCAAUGGAGAUGCAGAGGAAGAAGGUCCAGAGAACAAACCUCCGUUCUAUGAGAAGGCGACUGAUGUAAAACCAGAGGAGAUCCAGCAUGAGGUCUCUCCAUCUCCUCUCCAACCUCCUUUGAAGCCCAGUCGCUCUAUGGUUCGUACUCCAAAGAGCCAAUCACACUCAAAGGAAGAGGAAGUCAAUGGAGAUGCAAAGGAAAAAGGUCCAGAGAAUGAGCCUCCACCCACUGAGAAGACCUCUGAUGUAGAACCAGGUCCAGAGAAGAACAUCCAUCCCCCUCUUUUUCCAGUGUCUGUAGAGGUGCACAGCCCUUCCACGUCUGACACAGAAAAGCCAAACGAAAAGGAGCUUAUCAAAGACACAGAAACAAAAGUUUCAGAGAGCGAUCCUCCUGGUCCUAAGCAGAAAACGGAUGCAGACUCUGAUUCAGAGAAGAACGAGAAAGUUUCAUCUCCACCGUCUGUGCUGCCAAAGACAAACCACGCUUCAGUGAACCGUAAAGAAAGCAACGAACCUGCAGAGAAAGAGGAAAAUCCAGAAGAAAACGCUUCAGGAAUCGAUCCUUCUGUCCCGGAGAAAACACCAGAUGUGUCGUCGGAUUCACAGAAAAACGAGAAAGUUUCAUCUCCUCCGCCUGUGGCGCCAAAGACAAAGCGCAUUUCAGUGAACCGUAAAGAAAGUAACGAACCUGCAGAGAAAGGUGAAAAUCCAGAAGAAAACGCUUCAGGAAUCGAUCCUCCUGUCCUGGAGAAAACACCAGAUGUGUCGUCGGUGACCAUCAAAGAAAGCAACGAACCUGCAGAGAAAGCUGAAAAUCCAGAAGAAAACGCUUCAGGAAUCGAUCCUUCUGUCCCGGAGAAAACACCAGAUGUGUCGCCGGACUCACAGAAGAACAAGAAAGUUUCACCGCCUGUGCCCCCAAAGACAAAGCGCGCUUCAGUGACCCGUAAAGAAAGCAACAAACCUGCAGAGAAAGCUGAAAAUCCAGAAGAAAAUGCUUCAGGAAUCGAUCCUUCUGUCCCGGAAAAAACACCAGAUGUGUCGUCGGGGCCUGACGUGUCGGAAGACGAGCAUAAACAGCCAGAGUUCAGUUCUGACUCCAGCGUUUCUGCCCCUGCCGGGCCGCCCGCUUCACCUUUGACCCAAAAGGUUCCGAAGACGCCUCCAAACAAGGCCGCCGAGCGAGAAGAAGAUGGCAGCACGGAUCAAGCGUCUGCGGAGCCAAUAGAGAAAAAGGCCGAAGAGCCUCAACCUAAAGACUUGGAGAGAACAAACAAAGCGGUCAAUGAGGUAAAAACACCAGCACCCCCCACCCCCCCAGGAGCACAAACAGGAGCCGAGGAAGAUGAGCAGGUUCCUCCUGCUGAAGAUGAUGAUGACACCCCGAAAAAGAAUGGUCAUGAACUGGACCCACCCCUCGAUGAGGAAACAAAUGAGACCUACAAAACCCCCCCAAACUCCCCAGAACUAAAACACCCCAAACCCGAGUCUGACAGCAGCACCGAGAGAGAAGAGGAUGAAGGAAAAGCAGCAAAAUAUCCACAGUGAACGUUUAAUGACUAAAAUCUUCAUAUGUCACUGUAAAAAGCUGAAUGACAUAGAGACACUUCUGUUAAAAUGAUGAAAGAUUUAACAAAUGUAUCCAAGACAGAAAAAUAUUUUAGGAUUUAUCUUUUUUUACACCACAUUUGUCUCUGUUUUUGUACAUUUUUGGUUUUCAGGACAGAUAUUUACAUCGAAAAAGAAAAAAAACAGGCAAACUUAGUUUAAUGCAUCAGACCAGAAAUGUGCUGUAAAGGAUAAUCCUGAAAUAAGUAUAAACGUUUUUCCACACUAAAAAAAAACACUAAAAAUUCUGUUGGUCAGCUUUGAAAUACUUGGUGCUUUUAUGUUCAGUAAAAUAUGUAAAAAGUUAAUUUUGGAAAUUUGUUAAAGUAUUUUCUGUUGCAUUCUGUGAAAAUAGGAAAAUGUUUAUUCCCUAUAGUUGUAUUUUUUUUAAAUAUAGACUUCUAUCAUCCAUGUUUGAUUAAAAUACUAAUAUACAAACUAAAAUAGAAACCGAUAUUGAAUCAUUUUAAAAAUGUAGUAUUUCUUUUUCUGCACUGAUGGUUUUUUUUAAGAAAACCAGGAGAUUUGAGCAAAAAAUGUCCAAGUUGUGUUAUUGUUGUUGUUGAUAUAUUUGUUUUAUUAUUAAAUUAAAACCUUUCAAACACUAAAGUCAUUUAUUUCCUCUGAUCAGAUUUAUUUUAUUGCCGUUCGCAUUAAAAGUGGUCAUUUAACUUGCAGACAAAAAGUCCAAACCCCUCAUUUAAAUUUAAAUAAAAAAAAUGUAAAAAAUCUACAUAAAUAU
Messenger RNA from Oryzias melastigma (Indian medaka), 3994 nucleotides. Its product is annotated as cell surface glycoprotein 1. The coding region runs from base 490 to 3192 and encodes 900 amino acids. The record is from RefSeq and is a predicted model, not a curated record. The transcript is spliced from 16 exons. NCBI's taxonomy places the organism in Eukaryota, Metazoa, Chordata, Actinopteri, Beloniformes, Adrianichthyidae.